AUGAACGCCCUUCGAUGCCUGCGGCCGGUUGCCGGCCGGAUCCCGUUUCAGCCCUCGACCCUUCCUCGCGUGGUGCGAGCCUACAGCUCCAAGUCGUACGAAUACAUCCAAGUGUCCAUGCCGAAGCCUGGCGUUGGCCAAGGCAUCAAAGUGACGUUGAACCGACCCAAAGCCCUCAACGCCCUGUGCACGCCCCUCAUAAACGAGUUGAACGAGGCCCUCAACGAGCUCAACGCCUCCGAUGACGCCUCCGUCAUCAUCUUGACCGGGUCGCAGAAAGCCUUCGCUGCCGGAGCCGACAUCAAGGAAAUGGCCCCCCUGGCAUUCUCCGAGGCCUACACCAAGUCGUUUAUCGAGUCCUGGUCACUGCUGACGACGCAGAUCAAGAAACCCAUCAUCGCGGCCGUCUCGGGACAUGCGCUCGGCGGCGGCUGCGAGCUGGCCAUGAUGUGUGACCUCAUCUACUGCACGGAUAAUGCCAACUUUGGCCAGCCCGAAAUCAAGCUCGGCACCAUACCGGGAGCGGGUGGCAGCCAGCGACUGACGCGCGCCGUCGGCAAGGCCAAGGCGAUGGAGCUUAUCCUGACCGGAAAGUCCUUUUCGGGCGCCGAAGCCGAGCGAUGGGGCGUCGCCGCCAGGACGUUCCCGACGUACGAGUCGUUGAUGGAGGAGGUGCUGAAGCUCGCCGAGACGAUCGCCGGAUACUCCAAAGUAGCCAUCUUGGCCUGCAAGGAGGUGGUGAACAAGAGCCAAGAUCUGCCGCUGAGGGACGGUGUCGAGUUCGAGAGGCGCGUUUUCCACAGCCUAUUCGGAAGCCAAGAUCAGAAAGUUGGCAUGAAGGCGUUUGCGGAGAAGAAAAAGGCCGAGUGGACGCACUCGUAG
Messenger RNA from Drechmeria coniospora, 882 nucleotides. RefSeq names its product enoyl-CoA hydratase. The transcript has 2 exons. The coding region runs from base 1 to 882 and encodes 293 amino acids. Gene Ontology annotation, cellular component: mitochondrion. Gene Ontology annotation, biological process: fatty acid beta-oxidation. Gene Ontology annotation, molecular function: enoyl-CoA hydratase activity. The record is from RefSeq and is a predicted model, not a curated record. NCBI's taxonomy places the organism in Eukaryota, Fungi, Ascomycota, Sordariomycetes, Hypocreales, Ophiocordycipitaceae.